Messenger RNA from Sabethes cyaneus, 1621 nucleotides. RefSeq names its product aspartate aminotransferase, mitochondrial (gene Got2). Bases 123 to 1412 code for a protein of 429 amino acids. Gene Ontology annotation, molecular function: pyridoxal phosphate binding; L-aspartate:2-oxoglutarate transaminase activity. The transcript is spliced from 4 exons. Lineage: Eukaryota; Metazoa; Arthropoda; Insecta; Diptera; Culicidae. Gene Ontology annotation, biological process: biosynthetic process; L-aspartate catabolic process. Gene Ontology annotation, cellular component: mitochondrion. The record is from RefSeq and is a predicted model, not a curated record.
GCGGUUGUAGAGCCAGAGUGGUGCGGUACUUUCGCGAAUUUACUUGCUUCUCGCUGAGCAUUUUGUAUUUGUUACUCUAUAUUCAUUCCACAAUUUGCAUUAGAUUGAAAAGGUUUAGGGAAAUGGCAUGUUCAAAGGUACUUCAGCGGUCAGCAAGUUUGCUGCAAAAUCCGGCCAGUUUUGGAAACUACGUUGGACCUCGAUCAUGCUCAUGGUGGAGCGCAGUUCAGAUGGGUCCUCCGGACGUCAUUCUGGGAGUGACGGAGGCCUACAAGCGCGAUACUAAUCCAAAGAAAAUCAACCUAGGCGUUGGAGCUUAUCGGGACGACAACGGUAAGCCGUUUGUACUUCCAAGUGUUCUGAAGGCCGAACAACGCCUAACGGAUAAGAAGCUGGACAAAGAAUAUUCGCCAAUCAGCGGAACGGCAGAGUUCUGCAAACAGAGCAUUUUGUUGGCGCUCGGAGAUGAUAGCUCACACGUAGCGAAUGGACAGAAUGCCACGGUUCAGGGUAUUAGUGGAACCGGUGCGCUGCGAGUUGGUGGCGCAUUUUUGGCAAAUUUUUUCCCUGGAUCGAAGGAUAUAUAUCUGCCGACACCAUCCUGGGGCAACCAUGGUCCCAUCUUUCGGCAUUCGGGACUAAAUGUUAAGGCUUAUCGGUACUACGAUCCUGCCACUUGUGGAUUCGACUUCAAGGGAGCAUUGGAAGACCUCUCGAAAAUUCCUGAGCAUUCCGUAGUAUUACUGCACGCAUGCGCGCAUAAUCCAACAGGAGUCGAUCCACGACCGGAACAAUGGGCAGAAAUGUCUGCGGUGGUGAAAAAGCGAAAACUGUUUCCAUUUUUCGACAUGGCCUAUCAGGGCUUUGCCAGUGGAGAUGUCGCCAAGGAUGCGCUUGCUGUGCGUGCAUUUUUGAAGGACGGUCAUCAAAUUGCCUUGGCCCAGAGUUUUGCGAAAAAUAUGGGUCUCUAUGGUGAGCGUGCUGGAGCAUUUUCAUUGAUCUGCUCAAGUAAGGAAGAAGCUGAUCGUACUAUGUCUCAGAUAAAGAUUCUGAUUCGUCCGAUGUACUCUAAUCCUCCGAUUCAUGGUGCUAGGCUGGUUACGGAAAUUCUGUCCGAUUCCGGUCUGCGCCAAGAAUGGUUGAAGGAUGUUAAACUGAUGGCUGAUCGUAUUAUCUCGGUACGAUCGACCCUGCAGAAUAAUCUGAAAAAACUCGGGUCGUCUCGAAACUGGCAACAUAUUACCGAUCAGAUUGGUAUGUUCUGCUUUACCGGUAUGAACCAGCAGCAAUGCGAACGGCUGACCAAGGAUUUCAGUGUGUAUCUAACCAAAGAUGGUCGCAUCUCGAUGGCAGGCGUUACAUCUAAGAACGUUGACUAUUUAGCGGAAGCCAUUCACGCUGUGACCAAGUAAUGAUAUUUCAAAGUUGAACACACACAAUGCAGUUAUUUUUUUCAGCAGCAUUUAAAAACAUUCUGCUUUUAUCAAGGAGCGAGCUUAUUGAUCAAUCAAAUUGAUUCGCCGACCAUACAGUGAUUUACGAUUAUUAGUUGAUAGUGCAACACAAACAAAGUGUCCCAUAAGAAAUAAAAGUUGAUAAUGAAAUAUGAACUAAAUUGUAG